AUGGGAAGAGACUGGUCUUGGCUUGGUGGAAGGAAGAAGAAAUCCACAAGCAAGUCAAAGAAAGACAUCAAAGCAGCUCCACCACCGUCUUCUUCACCCGCCGGUGACGUCGCAACCGCGGCGGGAUGCAUGAGUGUUGUCUUCAACAUUUUCGACUUGCAACAUUUACAGUUUCCCAUUAACCAUCACCAUCUUCAUCUCCCCAAAGACUCUCUCUUAAAAUCAAACUCAGGUGUAGAUAAGGAAGAGGGUACUCCAUCUUCACAUACCAGAAAAGAUGGAAACCUCAAUAUAUCUAUGGGUAUUAAAAUCAAGACCAAACCACAAGCAAGAACAUCAUCAUCAUCAUCGUCUCUUGCAGCCACUGAAUCUUACUCUCCAAGUGUAAAGACACCAACUUUAGUCGCUAGGCUCAUGGGUCUUGAUCUUGUUCCAGACAACUACAUAUCAUCAUCUCCUACACCAUCUUCUUCUUCUUCUCACACCACCAAACACAGACAUCACUCUCUCCAAAGAAACUCUCUCGACGGAGGAACACGAUCUCUUCCAGAGACGCCGAGGAUCUCACUCGGAAGAAGAUCUCUCGACGUUAACUCUUACAACCACCAACGUUCCUCACUUCAUCUCAGAGAGAUGAAGAUACACGUGGAGGAUAAAGAGAAUAGGAGUCCUAGAGAUUACGCUAGACAGAUAGUGAUGCAGUUGAAAGAGAACGUUAGCCGGAGAAGAAGAAGAAGAAUGGGAACUGAUAUUACAAACAAAGAACAACCAGUUCAGGAGCCAAGAACGAAACCAAAGUCAUCACUUCAGAGAAAUAACGUCCCUCCCAAGGUUCUAGAGAAGACAGUGAAGGUUCAAGACAAGAAGAGAUUACAAAAAGUGAAAGAAGAGCCAGAGAGAACAGAGCAAGUCAAAAAAGAGAGCAACUCUGACACGAAAUGCAAGAAAGCUGAGAGCUUUAAAUCGAGAUUAGUGAAGCCACCACAGACAAUGCAGGAGGAGACGUAUGUUUGUUCACCCGCAACAAGUAAUAACAUUAAGAACAGAGAUUCAUUAAAGCUCAGAGUAACGCAGUCAUCAAGAAACAGAGCAUCAACAACAGAGUUCACUGCGUUUCAGAGACAAUCGCAAACGCACAUUGCACAAGUCACUAAACGCACUUUGGUUCUCGAAGGUGUCGAUGUUCUUGUGGCCGGAGGUUUACCGGAGACGGAAACACAGUCGGAGUUGGCGUUUGAAGGAAUCGUGACGGAGCUCGAGAGAGGAAUCUUCGAAGCCCUCGUGGCUGAAACGACGACGGAUUGUUUAGACACGUGGAAUAAAACGGCGUCGUUUUAAGAGAAGCGAUGAUGUCAGUGGCACGUGGGGAGUUCACGUGACGAGACACACUUCAAAUGUGGGG
This is a messenger RNA of Eruca vesicaria subsp. sativa (arugula), 1402 nucleotides long. The record is from the annotation of a GenBank genome assembly. Lineage: Eukaryota; Viridiplantae; Streptophyta; Magnoliopsida; Brassicales; Brassicaceae.